Molecule: messenger RNA, 711 nt
Organism: Puccinia graminis f. sp. tritici CRL 75-36-700-3
Lineage: Eukaryota; Fungi; Basidiomycota; Pucciniomycetes; Pucciniales; Pucciniaceae
Exons: 3
Coding region: 1-711 (236 amino acids)
Biological process (GO): dehydro-D-arabinono-1,4-lactone biosynthetic process
Cellular component (GO): cytosol
Molecular function (GO): D-arabinose 1-dehydrogenase [NAD(P)+] activity
Source: RefSeq, a predicted model, not a curated record
AUGGUUAUCGUUGCCGAUGAAUCAUUCUUGGCCUUCAACAAAAGAUACACUCAAUUCUUUGAAGGUGUACAAGACUUAUUCGAGGUCCGUGUCAAGAACGACUAUUCAUCUCCUCAAACGACAACACCAAGAACGAUGAUCUCUCCAACGUGGCCUCAACAACUGUUCCCGCUUGGAACGUUAUUGCAAAUGUCACACCUGAUCGUUACGCAACUGGGAUGUCCGUUGGAUCUAGCCAUGUUCUAUGUGUGCCCAACUCUCCAAAAAAGUGCUCUCAGCAGCUAUCUUCCUUACUUCCAAGCUGCUGGGGUCGUUCAAAUCAUCUCAGCCUCGCCACUUGGCAAUAUUUUACUGACCACCCAAGGCCCUCCGGAUUGGCAGCCAGCUCCCAAAGCUCUCUGCCAAGUGAUCAAGGAGGUCGCCAAAUCUAUUCAAACGACCCAUCAUCUGUCCAUAGAACACAUCUCCCUUCUCUACCGGGGGUUGAUAAGCGCACGCCAACCCCCAAGGUGCACGCCAAUCUGCACGCCACUUGCAGAUUGGCGUGCAGGCCCACACGCCAAAGCAGAUUGGCGUGCAGGCUCACACGCCAAAGAUGAUUGGCAUGGACAGAUGAUGGCCACUUUGAAUAGAUUUGGCGACCUCCUUGAUCACUUGGCAGAGAGCUUUGGGAGCUGGCUGCCAAUCCGGAGGGCCUUGGGUGAUCAGUAA